AACGACAAAAUGAUCAUUCGUCCGGAAAAAUAGCCCGGAUACAUGUAAACAAACUGUCUAAUAUUUGUUUUAACACUGUUCGAUAUUCCAUAAUUAUAUCGCAAUGAGUACCAGGAAAAGUGAAACGAUAGCUAAAAGAGAUGUCCCUGAUAAAUCACCGUUCGGUUUUAAGUCGAUUAAAGGAGAACCAUUUCAAAUCAAAUCUGUCAAAGUUGAUGUAAAUAUUGUUGGUCAUGUCGCUGAAGUUACAUCAUGUUUGACUUACUGUAAUGAAGGAAAAACACCUGUUUCAUCAGUGUUCACAAUGCCUGAAGAUGAAAAUAACACAGCAUACCAGCUUGAAGCUGAUAUUGGUGGACAGCACAUCGUUACAUCUGUUCAAAGAAAGCCUGAGGCACAUUUGACAAAGGAAGAUGCAAUAAAUCAUGGAACAGCAGCCAUGAUAUACAAGGGAGACAAAUCCUCAGAUGGUGUCUUCAGUUGCAUGCUGGGAGAUGUUCCAGCUAAAAGUGAGGCUUCACUUGUGUUGAAAUAUGUGACAGAGUUACCACAAGAGCCUGACGGUCAGCUCAGGUUCACACUUCCUACAGUUCUUAAUCCAAGAUACUCUUCAGAUAAGGGAGAUAAAAAAGCUGGUAAAAAUGACAAAAAUGUUGCUCCAUCCAAGGUUCCAUAUAAGUUCAGUAUGACAGCCACAGUGAAAGCUUACCAUAAAGUUACCUCAGUGACUUCGGAAACUGUAAAGUUAAAUGUUACAUUUGAAGAAGACAACAAGAUAGCAAAGGUGGUAAUUGGUGAUGACUUUAAGUUUGACAGAGAUAUGCAGUUGUGUGUGUUAUAUGAGAAGCCAUAUUCUCCACAGGUCAUCCUAGGAAAUCGAAACCCUAAAUCUGAGGAAGUGUACAAAAAAGAUAUUUGUAUGUUGAGUUUCCAGCCAGAUUUGAGAAAGGUUUCUAUUGCAACCAAUGGAGAAUAUGUGUUUAUCAUUGAAAUAUCAGGAAAGAUGGAGGGUACUAAGAUGGAAAAUGCCAAGAAAGCACUGCAGCUGUUCCUAAGGAGUUUACCAGCUGAUUGUUUCUUUAAUGUCAUAUCCUAUGCCACUAAGGUCAACUCUUUAUUUAGAAACAGUAAUAAAUACACAGAGAAAACACUGAAAGAAGCAUUCAUAUUCUUGGAAAAGAUGAAAACUGACAUCACUUACAAUGCAGACAUAUUCAAAGCUUUAGACCACAUAUAUGGUAAAAAACCUAUAUCUGGCCAUCCUAGAAAGGUGUUUUUGUUAACAGAUGGAAAGACGAAAUAUAAUGCCAAAAUAACAAGUCAGGUCACAGACCUUGUAAAGAAACAAGGACAGAAAACAAAUUCAAGGAUUUUCAUCCUGGCUAUGGACUAUGGCUAUUCAACUGUUUUGUUGAAAGAUGUUGCACAUAUCGGAUUUGGUAGAGCAGAGUUUAUUAAGGACAAUGAGCGUGUACAACCAAAGGCUAUAGCACUACUUAAGUAUUCUAUGCAACCAGCUAUAACAUAUGUAGAAGUUAAGUUGGAUAUACCAUCAGGUUUGACUGUAGAUCUGAUUCCUGAGAAACCUCAAAAUGUGAUAUCUGCUGGAGAGAGGCUGGUUAUAUUUGCUGCUAUACAGGGAAUGAAGGAAAAUACUACUAAUGCUCCCUGCAAAGUGACCUUGAAAGGUGUACAGGAUGGGAAAGCUUUGACUCACAGUAUGACCUUUGACAUUCUUAAAUCAGAUGAUGUCACUGUAUCUGCUGCAGUUCGUCACCUAGCAACCAAAGCUCAGAUAAAGCUUCUGGAAGAUCAGGAAGAGGAAUUUGUAGCCUUACAUAAUCCAGAAAUACCACAAUGGGUUGAGUUUUGUUCUGACAUAAGUUCUCUACGACAAAAGAUAAAGAGUCUUAGUUGCCAAAGUAACAUCAUCUCAAAAUACACUUUUUAUACUGCAUUGAAUGACAAGGGAGAUAAUGUAGUUAAGGAUCCUGGUCUCAAGUUUUCUAAAGUACCUACCCUGACAGAUAUAUUCAUUUGUGAACUAAAAGUGAAAUUGGAUAUACACUUCAAAGCAAAUUUGAUAGCAGGUGGUUUAUUUGACGAACCAGGUGGGGAUGACCUUUUCUUCAAUGACAAGGGGGAUGUGGAGGGGAUAUUAGCAAAUAAAUUUAAAGAACAAAAGGAGGAGGAGGAGAGAUCAGCAGAAAAAUUUACAGAACAAAAGGAGGAGGAGGAGGAAAAAUCAGCAGAAAAACUUAAAGUACUGAAGGUAUUAUAA
Messenger RNA from Ruditapes philippinarum (Manila clam), 2281 nucleotides. RefSeq names its product von Willebrand factor A domain-containing protein 5A-like. Lineage: Eukaryota; Metazoa; Mollusca; Bivalvia; Venerida; Veneridae. The record is from RefSeq and is a predicted model, not a curated record. The coding region runs from base 104 to 2281 and encodes 725 amino acids. The transcript has 17 exons.